Molecule: messenger RNA, 2743 nt
Organism: Eupeodes corollae
Lineage: Eukaryota; Metazoa; Arthropoda; Insecta; Diptera; Syrphidae
Product: arrestin domain-containing protein 17
Exons: 5
Coding region: 819-2054 (411 amino acids)
Biological process (GO): protein transport
Cellular component (GO): cytoplasm
Source: RefSeq, a predicted model, not a curated record
GAAAAAACAUUGCAAAAAAAAAUAGGAUUUUCUCCCGCGAGUACUCACGCGAAGUCCUUGUCAGUUUGAAAGCCAUUCCUUUAGUUGACAUUCGGUUUUACAUUAGCAAAGAGUAACUUAUAAAAUUUUGCGGACAUUCCUUCUUUUUCAAUAUAUAGUAUAUUAUUGGCUGUCGAUGUCGAUACAUAUUCGUUUAAAUAAAUACCUUAUUAAACGCUAAGCCUGAUCCCUCGACAACAAAUAAUAAAUAAUAGCAUUUUUAUCAAUUGUUUUAUUUAAAAGAAGAUUUCGUGCCGGUGACCUAACUUCAUCUUCCAAAAAGAACAUUCAUACCUAUGCCAAAAUAAGAAAUUUUGGAAAAUAAAUUACUAUAGCCAAAAUUGUCACUUUUUUUUGUCACAUAGAAUCUUAGGACAUUUUUCCCAAGAAGUAAAUUUAUUUUCUACACGCCCCUAAAACGAAAAAAACACACCCGCAGCGUGUGUGCAUAAAUUACGACACAAGGUCCUUUAUUUUAUAUGUUAUUGUUGUUGUGUCUCAGCCAUGUCAAAUUGUGAACUCUGGAGUGCUUUCAUACAUUAGUGAUUUUAAUCUGUGAAAAUUUGUUCAUAAUAGAAGCAAAAUAAAAAAAUAUAUAUAUACGAGUAUAAAAUAAAAGACUAGUUUAUAGGCGUAUUCAAAGGAUACAAAUAAGAAGACAAAUAAAAACAACGAAUAUACAUAAAUAUUAAGAAUAAUUUUUAUUAAAAAUAAAAGAAAGAGGCGAAGGUUAACUUGCUGCCGCAGGAAACAAUUUAAGUUCAAAGGAAUUUGUGCCUAUGCCAAUUGAGUGCCUUAUCUCCUUCGACCACAAUCCCCAAGGUGUUUACUAUUCUGGUCAGGAGCUGUCCGGUGUUGUCGAACUCAAUGUCGAUACAACAAAAAGGAUCAAAGCAAUUCAUAUUACUGUUAGUGGAUAUGCCAAAGUUCGUUGGAUAAAAAAGGGUUAUCCGCGCGACAGCGAACGAGCUGCAUGUCGUGCGUAUAAAUCAUAUCUAUCAUCGAGAUCUUAUGUCUUGGGUAGCUGUUCAAAUAGUUCAAUUAUUGAUUGGCUAGCCGGCGAAUAUACAUAUGCGUUUCAUGUCAUACUGCCAAAUAAUUUGCCAACCUCAUUCGAUGGGAAAUAUGGGCAAAUACACUAUGAAAUUGUAACUACAAUUGAUCGGCCAGGACGGUAUCCGAAAGUUUACAAAUUGCCGUUCACCGUUAUACAUCCAAUAGAUUUAAAUUCGGAUCCAAUUUAUAGAGUUCCCCUUGAAAUCCUCGAUCGCAAACGCUUUUGGAGUUUUUGCUGUCCAACUGGGCCAUUAACUGUGAAAUUUUCAACGCCAUACUGUGGCUACGCACCUGGCCAAAAGAUAAAUUUCGUACUCUAUAUAAAUAAUGAAUCGUCAAUUGAUAUAACCGAAUGUGAUGUCAAACUAAAGCAAGAGGUACGCUACGAAAGUCACAAUCCACAGCAUGAAUAUCGCUUGGAUAAGAAUCUUAUAGCUCGCAAAAAAUUCGGAAAUGUUCUUCGAUGGAGUCGUAAAGUGUAUCGUGGUAGUUUGGAAAUUCUCUCGAUACCACCAACUUCAUCGAAAUUUCCAUGUCCUAUAGUUGUUUCGUAUUUUAUAAAAAUUAUAGUUAAGCCAACGGAUUUUCAUUGGAAAAUCAAACUGAAAAUUCCAUUAACAAUUGGUAGUAUGCCAAUAAUGGAUGAUCAAACUUUGAGUCGUCAUCAGACCAAUGAGGAAAUUAUUCAACAACAACAACAGACUCCGUCGUUGAUUGUGACGGAUAGUGAUAAUCCACCAGAGUACGUUCCAAUGGUGCCUCCUUCCUAUGAGGAUGCCAUGGCACUAAGUGAACGCUUCUUUGAUGAUACUGAAUAUUUGCAUAAUGUCAGCAUGACUAACAUUACCACUGACAAUGGGGAAUCAUUCAAACCACGUUACCCAGUCUACUAUGAUUUUAUGACGCCAUUUAUUCCGCCCGGUAGUGAAGAAAGUUCUGAUAUUUUGUAUUUCAGUUAGAGAAAACUCAAGAAAACGUUAUUGAGGGAUCACCUUCGCAGCUGCGAUUAGCGCUCCAGGAUUCAUCUCCGACGAGUAGAAAUAGUAAAAAAGAUGUAAAUUGAACAAAACAUGAAAACAAAAUUAGAAAACGCUUAUAAGCUAAGAAACAUUCGAAAACAAAAUAAACUACUUAUAUAUAUAAUAUAAAUACUUUACAAGUACAAAGUGCCACUUACCUUUUCAAUCAACAAUUAUUAUUAUCUAAUAGUUUAAUUGUAUAAUGUACAACAUUUAUAAAAAUUGUCCUUCCUUUUCUUGUCCAUUUCAAUGCACAAUUUAUAUAUUAAAACUAAUUUAUAUGUAUUCUAGUUAAAUUAAAUUUAAAUUAAAAAAAAACAACAUAGUUACGAGUAUAUAUUUAAAAAUUAAACUAAACAAAACAAAAUUAGGUAAAGUAUUUUAAAAUUUUCCAAAUUUCGUACGUAUUUUAGAUUAGAAAAUCACAACAAAUUGAAAAAAAAAUGAAAAAUAUUUAAAAGAAAAUUUAAACUGCACUUUAAGCUAAAAAUUCAAUUAAAUGCAAUAUGAAUAUAUAUUUACCUCAGAGAAAGUUUUAAUAAAGUCAUAAAAAAACAUAAAUGACAUUAGAGUGUUGGUUUUCUUUUUCGAGGUUGGAUGGUUCCGUAAGCAGUGUUCAUUUCAUUACU